This is a messenger RNA of Manis pentadactyla (Chinese pangolin), 3021 nucleotides long. RefSeq names its product leucine-rich repeat-containing protein 37A-like. The record is from RefSeq and is a predicted model, not a curated record. The coding region runs from base 5 to 2995 and encodes 996 amino acids. The transcript is spliced from 13 exons. Gene Ontology annotation, molecular function: protein binding. Lineage: Eukaryota; Metazoa; Chordata; Mammalia; Pholidota; Manidae.
ACUGAUGCAUCCUGUGGUUCCUUUCCUGUACACUGGUUCAGCUGGAGAGCUGCCCCCAGGACCAGAUCUUUGGGACAAGCCUGGCCAGCAUGAAAGUCAUCCAGAGGUGGUUCCGGAGGUGGAUUCCCAGGAUCAGCAUCCAGAGCCCCCAGAGAUGGAUGAGAACUACAAAGACCUGCAGGCGGCCCUGGCUGAGCCUUCCUUCACUCCUGAAGAGGCUGAGCCUCCUGUCCAGGAGGAAGCCCCAGCUCCACCUUCAGCGCACCCUCAGGGGACACCUCCACAUCCCGGGCAGGUUCCCAGUCAGCGUCCAAACCUGACUCAGGUCACAGCUGCACCUGGGGACCUGGACAUUUCCGUACCUCGGCAGCCAGAGCCGUCUGAGACAGGUUUUCCAUCACUGACUCAGAAUUCAGUGGUGAACACCACCACAAACAACAUAUGUGAGCUCUGUAGCUGCACAGACAAGACGCUGGCAUGCGUUGGUCUCAGUCCAGAGCAGAAGCUCCAGAGUGUGCCCGUGCCAGAGCCCAACGCUCACAAUGGCACCUUCACGAUCUUAAAUUUCCAAGGAAACUCUAUUUCUUACGUUGAAGAAAAUACAUGGAAGUCAUACACUUGGGUUGAGAAACUAAAUCUUGGUUGCAAUCUCAUUACAGAACUGAGCUUUGGAACAUUUCAGGCCUGGCAUGGAAUGCAGUUCUUACACACAUUAAACCUCAGUCAUAAUCCUCUGACAACUGUUGAAGAUUCUUAUUUUUUCAAAUUGAGAACAUUAAAAUAUUUAGACAUGGGAAAAACCCAAGUGACACUCAAAACAGUUGAGAACAUCGUCAUGAUGAGCCCCAAGUUAGAAAAACUGAUUUUACCUAGCCGUAUGGCCUGCUGCCUCUGCCAAUUUAAAAAUAAUAUCGAGAUUUUCUUCAACACAGUCAAGCUGCAUUGUGACAGUGAAUGUCUGACAAACAUCGCAUAUUGUGAUGAUGAAACAUCUAUAGGGAACCCAGAAGGGUCGUUCAUGAAGGCAUUACAAUCCCGGAAGAAGAGUAGCAGCCCUGAGCUGACUAUCGAGCCAGAGAAGGCCGCUGCAGACAAAAAUGCCAUCAGUUUGUCAGCCUUCAAAAAUGAGCAAGGAGACUUUAGCAAGGAAAGUGUUCUUAGUGCACUUGGAUACAUAUCAUCUUAUUUCUCUGGAUAUAUGGAAGGUGCAGAAUCAGCAUCAUUACAAUUGAUUAAACUUCUUCUUUUAUACUUACAGGGAGGAGAUAAGCCUGUGGGGCAUUUGCAAAACAACGCAGAGAACACUUCUCUUCCACCUGGAUCCAGCAUUUCAGCUGACAAAAAUAAACAGAGAAUAAUCUCUGUUCUGGAAGCUAUCUUAGAUGGCAUGCCUCUAUAUUCCAAACUUCUGCCUCCCAAAUUUCAACCUCAAAUCUCCACCAAAACAUUGGAAACUGCCCAAUUACAAGAAAACAGCCCACCAGAGAUUCAGAGAGUAGGGAGGAGGCAGAGGCCUUUGAAAGUGGUCAUCAAGGGCCCAAAGGGCAUAUGGAAGAGGCAACUCAGACAAAUGAGGAAGGCUGGCAUCAACAGGAAGCAGAGGGCCCAGCUCCUUGCGGAGAGCACGGUCGAAGAAAAAGGGCUCACGACGGCAUCCCCAAGGGCGCCGGAGCAGCCUCACGUGGAGCAGCCCCCCAGGGAGACCGCAGGAAGCUCCUUCACAGAGUCUUCAUUCCGAGGGGAACAGGAGGCAGCCGUCCCUUCUGUCCAGUACUUGAUGGGCAGGCCAUCUGCUUCCAAUACUCCAAAAUCUCUACCUGAGAUUAAACCAAAAUCGAAAGACCUAGCUGACAGUAUUUUUGUUUUAGAAGCUGCAAGUGCUGGAAUGAGAAAUAUGAAGGCUUCUGAACCAACCUCACACUUAAGAGAAAAGUACCUCUUUCCUGAAACUUUGCGGCAUGCAGGUCACAAAAUACUCAAGGCCAAAAUGAGUAGACAGUUCAGCAAUAAACGUUCACAGAAUAGCCCAAUGGUUGUGAACAAGCCUCCAUUCACUGCAAUGAGCCUUAUAAACUCCCCUUCACAAGAGGCUUUUUCAUCGUCAGAACUGACUUCUCAGAAAAAUCAUUUUCCAGAUUUAUUUUCUCCUUUGGAUCCAACUCCCAAACUCAGCAAGGAAACACAACAGGAACACGACAAUGUGGGCACUGACUUACCCUCCACAUCCACAGCCUUCCCUUUCCCAGGGAGCUCAUCUCCAGGUGACCACCCCGAAGCUCAGCUAAACGAGCAGCUGCGGUCCCUCAUCACCAACAAUGAUGUGAGAAGGCUCAUUUCUCGUGUUUUCUGGACUUUGAAAAUGGGCUGCUCUGAGACUCACCUGAAACCAGCCUGUGCCAAGCUCAUCUCCCAAACCGGCCUCCUGAUGAAGCUUCUCAGUGAGCAGCAAGAAGCAACGGAGCCCAGGGCAGACUGGGAUACAGACCAGUGGGAAACAGAAAACUACAUCCACGGGAGUCCAGAAGCCCAGAGUGAACAGGAAGAGCAGGAGAUCCAUGAGUUCCCAAAAGUUCUGGUGCAUGGGUAUCAAAUCAAAGUCAUCUUGGCAUUGUCAGUGACAGGAGCAGUGCUGGUGUUGAUUAUAGCUUUCUGUCUCAUUAAGAUGUGCUCCCGUAGAAGGGCAGUGCUGGAUGAAGAAGGAGGCUCAAGGGGCUUCCUUGCAUAUCUGGAUAAACCCUCAGAAGAGCGUAAGAAUCAGAAGGGCUUUUCCUGGAGAAGGCGGCUUUGGCUCAGGAAUAUGUACAGAACCAUCAGUCCCUCACGUGAGAAAAACCUGGCACAGAAGCUACUUGAGACAGAUGGAGGAGAGCUCAGUGAAGUCGUAAUAGAGAAGGAUGUGACUUCAGGGUCGGGUGCCGAAGGGAGGAGAGUGAAGCCCAAGAUACCACCACAGAGGGGGCCCCAGCCUGCCCCGGGCCACCUACAACGCUUCUAAUAUUGGCUUCUCAAUAAAAUACAUAA